Messenger RNA from Adineta steineri, 759 nucleotides. NCBI's taxonomy places the organism in Eukaryota, Metazoa, Rotifera, Eurotatoria, Adinetida, Adinetidae. The record is from the annotation of a GenBank genome assembly.
AUGUGGUCUCGACAGCUGUUUAUUGUUUGGUUUUUUGCUUUGACUAUUUUAGCAACACAAAGUCAUGUUAUUCAUAAACGUGGUUUAAUUUCAAAAUUAUUUGGUGGAAGUUCAAAAUCAAAGGGUAAUGUUGAAAAAGAUUUACCACCACGUGAACGAUCAAAAUUCCGAGAAUUACUUAAAAAUCCAAUUGUUAUAACUAUGCUUAGUGCUGCUGUUGGUAUGGUUGUUCAACAAGCGUUAGCUGCAAAAAAUAUGAAUGAUGUUUGUGACAAUAAAUAUGUUAAAAUGGCUUAUCAAGUUGGAAGUUUUAGUCCUGAAUUAUUUCAAGUACUUAAUUUACUUGGCUGUAAUGGACCUAAUCGAAAAUAUGGUUCAUCAACAAUUCCAACUGAUAAAUAUGCAACUGUACCAGGAAAAGGUUUACCUACACCGUCUCCAAGUAUGCCAAACGAUGAGGAUCAAGAAGAACAAGAAGAAGAAGAAGAAACAGAUAAUCAAGAUGAUGGUGAUACUUUAGAAAGUGGUUUACCACCAGAAAAAGAAUCAAAAAUUAAACAAUUACUUAAGAUUACACGUGGUGAAAAAGGUGCAAAAAGAAAUUUUCUUAAAAGUUUAUUUGGUGGAAAUAAAAAUGUAAAACCAUUUAAAUCUGGACAAAAAUUACCAUCAUCAUCAUAUAAAUUAGAUAAAGAUGAUGCAAAUUCAUUAAAACAACUUGAAAAAGAACUUGAAGAAUAUAACAAAGCAAUUCAUUAA